AUGUCAUUUAACUUUGGAGGUGCAAACAACACAGCAAACUCAGGUAAUAACAGUUCCCCUUUCAACUUUGGGUCAAGCAACAAUGCAAACAGCACGAAUCCUUCUUCAACACCUAAAUUUGGUGGGUUUGGAAAUGCAAAUGCUACUAACAACCCAGUAAACCCAGCGUCAGGCUUUAAUUUUGGUUCCGCCUCUUCAACUUCCGGUUCCUCAGCAGCUCCAACAUCCUUCUCGUUUGGGAAGACGCAAUCUGGUGCCUCAACAACUACACCUUCGUUUGGAAGUUUUGGUAGCUUGGGCUCAACCACACAAGGUAAACAAGGAACGCAAGUUGGGUCUGCGAAUGUUUCAGGUGAUUCAAAACCUGCAUUCUCAUUUGGGUCUAGUAACAACACAUUACCUUUAAAUACGACUUCCUCAACAAAUAAAUCGACACUAUUUGGUGGAACAGCAUCAAAUACAGGAAUAGCUGAAAACAAACCUAGUUUUUCCUUGGGAACGAACCCAGCGUCUUCCACUUCAUCCUCAGCAGCAAAUCCAACAACGGCUGCGUCAUCAGGAUUUUCAUUUGGAACAGGCAGUACCAAGCCAUCAGAAACCAAUAAACCAGUAGGGGGAUUAUUUGGAGGUGCGUCGGCUACGUCAUCUACGGCACAACCGUCCAGUGGAUCAACUGUGCCGUCUUUUAAUUUAGCAGCAGCAGCUAAGCCUUCUGAAACGACUUCAUUAACUAAUGAUUCUAAAGCAUCUACAGGGGGAUUUUCAUUUGGAGGCAAGCCUACAGACCCAUCUGGAUCUAAAGCAUUUUCAUUUGGUUCUACGUCAACACCAACAUCAAAUUCAGUAAGUACAGAACCUAAACCAGCUAUUGGUGGAUUUUCAUUUGGUGCAAAGCCAGCGGAAAAGAAGGACGAAGCUAAACCAGCUAGUGGUGGAUUUUCAUUUGGUGCAAAGCCAGCGGAGAAGAAGGACGAAGCCAAACCAGCUAGCGGUGGAUUUUCAUUUGGUGCAAAGCCAGCGGAGAAGAAGGACGAAGCCAAACCAGCUAGCGGUGGAUUUUCAUUUGGUGCAAAGCCAGCGGAGAAGAAGGAUGAAGCCAAACCAGCUAGCGGUGGAUUUUCAUUUGGUGCAAAGCCAGCGGAGAAGAAGGACGAAACUAAAUUAACGGACGUGACUAAAAGCAACGAAAAGAAAGUUACGUUUGAAACAUCAACCACCGGUACUGAUAAAGCACCUGUUAAAUUAGAGGACUUUAAACCGCAACCUCUAUCUAUAAUGAACAAAAAUAUGGAAGAUUUAAUUACAAAAUGGACAAACCAACUGUCUUUAUCAUCAAAAACUUUUGAAUCAUACAGUGAAAAAAUAAAUGAGUGGGAUAGAACUCUUGUCAAAUCAUCCGAUGCUGUUUCUAAGUUAUACAACGACACCAUUCAAUGUGAACAAAAGCAAGAGAAAAUAGAUCAAACUCUUGCUUACAUCGAAAAGCAGCAAGAUGAAUUAGAUCGCCUACUUACCUCUUAUGAGAAACAAUCAGACAAGUUAUUAGCUUCCAUAGAAAAAUCUGCUGCAGUUCCAGGGAAUUCUUUAUCUAACAUUAAUAAUAAGGAGACUAACGAUGAGUCAAGAGAAAAGGCUUACAAAUUAGCAGAAAUGUUGGAAAGUAGGCUAGAUUCAUUAGGUGCUAAUUUUUCCUCUCUCGUUGGUGAAGUUAAUGAAGUUAGUGAUAAUUUCAAUAAAUCCUUACUUAGUUCAGAAGCCCCAGAAGAUGGAGAACAGACUCUUAACGAUAUUCUUAAGUUACUCAACAACCAUAUGGAGUCUUUGAACUGGAUUUCUGAAAACGAAAAGAAUCUGAAAGCAAAACUCGAAAAGUUAUCAGUGUCUAAGUAG
Pichia kudriavzevii is the source of this 1890-nucleotide messenger RNA. RefSeq lists its product as uncharacterized. Gene Ontology annotation, cellular component: nuclear pore; nuclear pore central transport channel. Gene Ontology annotation, biological process: RNA export from nucleus; protein import into nucleus. The record is from RefSeq and is a predicted model, not a curated record. The coding region runs from base 1 to 1890 and encodes 629 amino acids. Lineage: Eukaryota; Fungi; Ascomycota; Pichiomycetes; Pichiales; Pichiaceae. The transcript is spliced from 2 exons. Gene Ontology annotation, molecular function: phospholipid binding; structural constituent of nuclear pore.